Macroventuria anomochaeta is the source of this 4983-nucleotide messenger RNA. RefSeq lists its product as uncharacterized. The coding region runs from base 1 to 4983 and encodes 1660 amino acids. The transcript has 4 exons. Lineage: Eukaryota; Fungi; Ascomycota; Dothideomycetes; Pleosporales; Didymellaceae. Gene Ontology annotation, molecular function: transcription factor binding. Gene Ontology annotation, cellular component: nucleus. The record is from RefSeq and is a predicted model, not a curated record. Gene Ontology annotation, biological process: positive regulation of transcription by RNA polymerase II.
AUGUCCUUAGGCCAUGCCCGCCAGCGUUCGAACUCGGCAAAGGGCUCCUCAAUCCGAUCAGACGUUAAGUUUCAGAUACCCACACCGAGCAUCACCCCACAAAACGACGAAUUCGCUUUCCAGCCAUGCGCCGCAACCGGGUCGUUCUUGCUGUACGCGCAGCAGAACAUAAUUUACUGCCUCCACCACGAUACUCUGGCGAUAGAAAGGCGAUUCGAGAGACACAGAGAAGACGUUGCAUGGAUCUCGACAGACAACGUUAGCGAGCGCGGAGCUGGUCGAUUGGUCUUGAGCUACGACACAGGCUCGACAGCAAUAGUGUGGGAUUUGUUGACUGGAGACGAAGUCGCACGAUUUGCGUCGUAUGAGCAAAUAAGGGUGGCGACGUGGAUGAGGAACGGAAAUGUCGCGUUUGGCAACGCGCAGGGCAACAUCAUUCUGUUUGAGCCUUCCACCUCUGAACAUCUCUCAGCGAGAACGAUUUUCGACCCAAUCACUGCACUCGCCCCAGCUUCGGACUGCCGCACAUUCGCAAUUGGCUAUCACAAUGGCUCGAUUCUUAUUGCUACACUACAGCCAUCAUUCACGAUUCUUCACACCCUCACAACUCCACGUAUUCCCUCCCCUAUUGCGGGGCUAGCUUGGCAUGGAUCUUCUUCAAAACAGAAGUCUGAGAUGUUGGCCGCCCAAGCAUCAGAUGGUGACCUCAGAGUGUGGAGUGUGCCAAAGGGCUCACAUGGCGGCGAUGCACCUUGCGUAAUUCGCGUGCUCAACAAGUCUGACCAAAGAGAGCUUGGCCCUUGCUGGUUCUCCUGGUCGAAAAACGGACGAAUCGUACAAUAUACUGAGGGCCAAACCUGCGCAUGGGACGUCCGUACCAAAAGGGUCAGCUAUGAAACUGUUCCUACCACUCAAGACGUCGCAGCUAUUUGCAGCUAUGGUGCUACAGCAACUCUAUUCACGUUGGGCCGCAACUAUAGUGUCCAGCAAUACGACCUCAAUCCUAGCGGUCAGCCGAGUAUGGUCGCUAAUGUCCAGCAUGCGCCUGCAAACACGCCUCCGUCGCCACCGGUCUCCUUGGACGAGCAAAGGCAGAUACACCUGCAACUGGAAGAGGAUCCAGUGACAGCACAUCCAGUGACAGCGCACCCCAUCAAGACUGCGCCUCAAAUGCUCCUUGCCUCGGAAGCGAGUGAAGAUGAAGAUGCUGUCAUGUCGCCACUGCAGAAGAUUGCGAACGAGUUGGUCGAGCUAGAGGAAGAGCGUCGGGACCGGGUUGGUCCUUUGAGCCCAGUGUCAAGUCGUGGAUCGCAAAGCUCGCGAUCUUCUGGUGGCAGCGGGCGCCAACCCCGUUACCGUUAUGACAGGCCUUCUUGGGGCACAGCUCGCUCGUCAAGGAGCACAGCUUCCGGCACAUCAGGUACAGUCUUCUCAUCUGGAGAGUCAUCGUUCGCAGCAGGCGCUUCACAAGCCAGCAUGUCCAUUCAUUCCGGUACAUCAACCGCAGCUUCUUCCCGUUAUGGCUCGUCAGCGCUUCGCAAAGAGGUGAUGCGUAGCCCUGACGAGUCGAAGAAGACCCAGAAAAUGGACCUGUUCCCUUUCACCAAGGCCAGGUUAGCCGACGUGCCUUUCCGACCUACAGAGCUCGGUCCCGAGCGCACACCCAAUGACUUGAGGAGAAACCUACUGAAGGUUGUGUUUGGAUGGGAGAACGACAUCGAUGAGCUCAUUCGUGAUGAGCUUGCGCGCCACAGUCCUGGAUCAGCUGCGGCUGUCUUACUUUCUAAGUGGCUAGGUGACCUGGGAGCCGAUUUCAUGGCUUCUAUGGUGGGUUCCGAGUCAAUGACUUCCUCCGACUGGAUGUUACUCGCUCUGAGUAAUAUGGGUCAAGGAUCGCAGAAGAAGGUCGGAGAGGCAUUUGUGCAGCGACUGCUCGAAAAGGGUGAUAUUCAUCCUGCGGUUGCUAUUCUCCUUGGUUUGGGUGAACACAACGACGCCAUUGAGGUCUAUGUCUCUCAGAAACACUACAUGGAAGCGGUCUUACUGACCUGCCUGACCUUCCCUGUUGACUGGCAGAGGCAGUCUCAUCUAGUCAGGAAGUGGGGAGAGGCUGCGAUCGCUAAAGGCAAGGCUGAGUUGGCAGUCAGGUGCUUUUCCUGCAUGGGUCUGGAGACGACCGAGCCCUGGUUUUCUCCGCGAGCUCAAGACGCUGUUUUCUCUGCGCAGAAGCAAGCUCUCUUAGGCUCACAACUCAGUCCGCCAUUGUCGCCACCCAGCGUGGGUAGCAGCAGAGUUGCCGCUAGGAUGGCAUCUCUCAAGCUGGUCACGGACUUUUCUCGUGGCCCGCAACCUAGGCAAAUCGUUCAAGGAGAGGAUGAUGAGCGAACUCCUAUGCACGCCGGCACCACACCUAUCGCUGAGUCUGCAACGACUCCAGCAGUCGGCAGCCAUGGCUGGAUCGGCCGCAGUGUUACUCGAGACAGGUCUCUAGAGCCCUCUUCUGCGCGUACUGCUACUCCUGGAGCAUAUGGAAGGAAGCGAAUGCCAUCUCGCUCAGAUGCUGGACGUUCAACGACCACCAACGAAAGCCUGGCAUCUCUUGCAAUCCCCGAUCGUGGACAACGAGGAGAGUCAAAGCCACGAACGGCUGUCGAUAACAUUGGUCGCGAAGCCGAAACUCUCCCAUUUUCGACAAGGCGAGCCACUUCCGGAGGCAAUGCCAGUGACCUCAUGCUUUCAGCAGUCACGCUUGCACCUGCUAAGCUGGACGAUCACCUUCCCUCCCCGGCAGUUGGCGUGUUCGACGCCUACAAGGAGAGGAAGACGGUCUCUCGCACCAGUUCCCGUAGUCGAAACCAGCGAGAUCUCCACCUGGCCAUGGACACAACUGUCGUAGAGGCAGGCCCAGACACCCACUACACCAACAACCUCAGCCCACCACUGACAGGUGCGAGUAUGAAGAGCGCCAAAGCACGUAGCAUCGACCAGUACAUUAGCAGCCUCGAUGAAGCCACCCACUUCGCUCGCGAGCGUGCUGACUCCAGGACUGAAGAAAGGCCUGACUCACGUACAGCAAGGACCCGCAGUCGCACCCGCGAUGAGUCUCAAGGCCGUGGACGAUCUGAUGUCCGUUAUAUUCGACCUGCCAAGCGCUCGCCAUCCUCGCCCGUGCCCAUGUCACAUGAGGAUGCUGGUGUGACCAGUAUGACGGAAGCUGCGACGAACACAGAUGCCUACGAUGACGAGCGUUUCUACCGAGAGCUUGCUUCUCCAAUCGCAACGGAAUCAGUUGCGAGCACUCGCAGAGCACGUAGCCGUGCACGAUACGGCACAAGUAAGACCAGAGCUUCUUCCAAGACUGCACAACGGACCGAGUCCCCUGAAGCCGCUGUGCGUACACGCAGUAGAGGUGCCAGCCGAGCUUCCAGCCGCCGUCCCACUGCCGACUCUGGUCGCAGUGGUAUGCGUGGUGACCGUUCUCCUGAGUCGCCGCAGUCAAUGCGGGCAGAGGAUUUUGGCAGCAGUACAGACACUAGCUCCGCUCGUCCACGUCAACGCAGUAGCAGCCGUCAGCCUCGAGACCGCUCAAUCAGCAGGAGACCUACGCCUGCUGUCCGAGGCCCUAGCCUGAAUCGCAAUCAUGUACGCGCUGGCUCACCUGACUCGAUCUCCUCUAGCCUUCAGGGCGCUUCUCGAUCGCGUCCUCUUACUCGAACCAGGAAGGAACUCGCAGCCAAGGAGCUGGAAGCUCGUAGGCUGUCACUGGCUCGACGACCUUCAGCACCAUCGAUCCCUCAUCCUGAGGAGUUCAAAUUCAGGCCAAUGUCCGGUGGACGCUCUAACACUGACGAUAUGUUGGGGUCAAUCUCGAUGUACCAUGAUCCUAUCCAGCGAAGCCAAACGGCGGAUCCGAUCAAUAAGCCAGUAAACAGGUUCUUGGCUAAGGGAACCUCUACCCCUUCUGUGCCCAUUGGGCUUCCAGCUAACCCUCGAGCUAUGAGGCACCCUCGAUACAUGUCCGCGGAACCAGAAGAGGAAAGCAUCCCUGCUGUGCCUGUCAUUCCACAAAAUGUCUACGCGCAAGCACCGCAAGAGGAGAAGGAGGAUGACAUUGGUCCUCUGCUACCAGCGACCACGUUUCUUCCACCGACCACAUUUGGACAGCCAACGAACCUACCCCGCUCAGCGUCGGCACCCCCACAGGAGAUCCUUCUGCCCAAUGCAUUCCCUAGCGUAGGGAGGCGCCCGUCUCUGAGCGGAUCCCGUGGCCACACGCGAAUGAAUUCACCACCAGAGAUCUUGCCGCCUUCCAACUAUAAGCGCAUCAGUCCACCUCCAUUCAGAAACAGCACUGACGGUACCAUCAACGAGACCCAGGUGAUCAUCAUCGAGGAGGGAGACGUUGCACCCCCCGUUCUGUCUCAGCUUCAACAUUUGGGCGCUCCACCACCACCACCUCCGCCGCCACCUCCACCACCGUUCUCCUUUGGGACCAGCGGUACUCCCAACGGCGUCAGCAUCGUGAACGUCGGCAUGGAAGAACAGCCCCAGCGUGUUUCUCCCACCACUGCCUCCGCGACUGGGUCACCACAUGCUCAUCGACGAGGUCGCGGCAGCGUCAGCGAGAACCUUGGUUCGACCUUCAGGCGUGUCACCGACCGUAUGCGCAGUACCAGCAGAUCAGGCCACAGGUCUCCGCCAGCUAUGCGCACAGAUGGCGCCGCGCCUUACGAGAGCGUCCCAGACUACUCAUACUCCCGCAACGCAGCGACACGCUCACCAGGCGAAGGCAACAACCUAGACUCGUACUUCAACAACAUGCCACCGCCUCCACCACCACCUCCGGUCCAGCCAUGGGAGCAAGUCAUUCCGCCUACCGAUGACCAAUCUUUCUACAAGCACCCUAAGGAGAUCCGCGCCAACAUGCCACCAGAGACACUCCAAGCUGGUGUCUACAAGCCCGAGGCCACGCCCAUGAUCUAA